Teleopsis dalmanni is the source of this 6330-nucleotide messenger RNA. It is a transcript of the gene Usp32, whose product is annotated as ubiquitin carboxyl-terminal hydrolase 32. The transcript is spliced from 18 exons. The record is from RefSeq and is a predicted model, not a curated record. NCBI's taxonomy places the organism in Eukaryota, Metazoa, Arthropoda, Insecta, Diptera, Diopsidae. Gene Ontology annotation, biological process: protein deubiquitination. The coding region runs from base 282 to 5729 and encodes 1815 amino acids. Gene Ontology annotation, cellular component: Golgi apparatus. Gene Ontology annotation, molecular function: calcium ion binding; cysteine-type deubiquitinase activity.
UCAUAGGAUUUUUCACAUUGUUGUGUGCUGGAAUACUUCAGAUAUUUAUUGACAGCGCAAUGAAAUUGUGACAAUUUUAUAGAAAAUAUAAAUUUAAACUGAAGGCUACAAUUUCCAAAAAAAAAAAAAUUUGUUUUAUAAUGAUUUUAUAAUAAAGAACAACAGAUUAGACUUAAUCUGAUAGUGAUUUAGAGGCAGACAACGAAUACAAAAUACGCAAAAGUGACAAAAUCGCAGUUUUAUCACUGCGCAUUUAUACACUUUAAUCCUUUUGAAAAACCAUGGGAGCUAAGGAAUCUAAACAACUAAUUAGUUUCGAUGAUGCUGUAAAAAGAGUUACGGAAUCAGAGCUUCGACGUUUGAAAGAUGCAUUCAAAAAGUCGGCUGGAGUUGGCCGUUUAUAUUUAAGUCGCAAUUCCUUUCAACAAGAUGUGCUUUGCGAAGGUGUGCCUCCUAAUAUAACCGAUUUAUUAUAUAGUGCAUGCGGUGGUUCUGCUAAAGGUAUAUCAUUUAAAGAUCUGCUAUGUGGACUUGUAUUACUUACCCGCGGUACCGAAGAUGAAAAAGUUAGAUUUCUAUGGAAUUUAUACUGUAAUGAUGCUGGCACUUAUAUUAUAAAAUCAGAAUAUAUAAAAAAUGUCAAUCUUCAUCCAUUUGAAAGUGUUUCAUUAUUUGCCCAAAAUGAUCGCAUAAAUUUCGACCAAUAUCACGACUGGAUAUUGCAACAUAAAAGUUCAACAAUAUUAUCGAAAUGGCUUUUAUCAUCAGAUAGAUGCAUUAAUUUAACGUCAGAACUAGAAACGCCGACUUUUUAUCAAAGUUUGGCCGGCGUGACACAUUUGGAAGAAAAAGAUAUAAGCGAUUUGGAAAAAGAAUUUUGGCAAUUAAAGAAUGACUCACCUAAUGGACAACUUGAUUUGCAAUUAUUAGCUCCACUAUUAAGCCCACCAAUCCCAAAAAAUGCCUUAAUAGGUCUGUUUAAUGCUUUUGACGAAAAUCGAGAUGGUCACAUUGAUUUUAAAGAACUUUGUUGUGGCGUAAGUGCAGCAUGUAGAGGACCAACAGUUGAAAGAACGAGAUUCUGUUAUAAGAUCUUCGAUAUAGACCAGGAUGGCUCAUUAAAUCAUGAGGAAACUAUACAAAUGAUUAAUGUACUUAUUUUCGUUGCAAAAGAAAAUCGUAAUUCUAAUAUUUAUAAAGACUUAAAAAAGCAGGAUGUUAUUAGUGAUUUACUAAGUUUUAAAACAAGAAAAAGUGAAGAAGUCAAAACUAAAUUGGAACCAUGUGUAUCAAAUAAAGAUAAUAUCUUAUUGACAGCUGAAGACUUUAUGAUGUGGAGUGUAGAGAGUAAUUCAAAACUUGUACAGCCUUUCUUAGAUCUUAUUUUUGAAGUAUGUCAUAUUGUUUUUGGACUCUGGCCUCAAUGCAGACAUAUGGAAUAUGAUAUUGUGCGCGGGUGGUUAAAAAGAGAAGAAAAACGGCAAUAUUCUGUGGGGCAAUUUUGGUAUUUAGUAUCUAGAGAAUGGUGGAUGUCAUGGAUGCAAUAUUCGCAAAACACAUCUACACCAUGCGAUUAUUGCAAGAAAACGAUAAGUCAACGUAACUCUAAUGUUGGGGUAGUAGAUGAAGCCCUUAUAUGUGAUGAAAGUUUUAAUUCAAACUAUUUAGAUAUAUCAGGUGAUGCCGUAACUAUAAUAGAUAAUUGCAGCAUUGGCUCAGUUAGCAGUGGUGUAUCUACAGGACAAUAUGGGCGAAGGCCAGGACCAAUCGAUAACACUAAUCUUAUAACACCAAACCCAUAUAAAAAUGUGCGAACAUUAACUGGUGAGGGUGGUCAUCUAAAACGUGAUACUCCCCUAGUACAAAAUCAUGACUUUGAAUUGGUUCCCAAAUCUUUAUGGAAAGCAUUAAAUCGUUGGUAUGGACAUAAUUUGCCUCUACCAAGACAAGUGAUUCAACCACCAAAUUCAACAAGCGUGGAAUUAGAAUUAUACCCUUUAAAUUUACGCAUACUAUUGCAUCAGAGUAUGCCUAAUAAUGCAACAGUCAAUAGUUGGGGAGCAGUUUCAGAUAAUUAUGUAGGUGGUUAUGGUGUGAUGGCUUCUGGCGGAGGUUAUGCUGCAAUUUCAGCAUCUAACGUUUUGCAGCCACCAAAACGUUAUUUGGCGUACACUGCUGCCUUUAGUCGUCUAGCGACUAUAAGGCAAAUCGGCGAAUUCUUAUGCGUACAAUUGAGACUAAGACCGGACGAUGUACGAUUAUGGCACAUUCCUGCAGGUUCAUUGGAAAAUAGCGCAAUACUACUUGAAGAAGAUAAUAUGACACUCAAAGAAUUGGUUAUCAAAGAUAACGAUCAAAUAUUGCUCGAAAUACGUAAUAAAGAUUUAACUUGGCCGGAGGAACUAGGAUCAUUGACACUUAAUCAAAAUAGUACUGUAAAUGAUCGUCGAUUAACGCGUACGUCUAUUAUGUCUGUACAUGCACCUGGUGCUACAGGAUUGCAUAACUUGGGUAAUACAUGCUUUAUGAAUGCAGCGUUACAAGUAUUAUUUAAUACACAGCCAUUAGCGCAGUAUUUUCAUCGGGAUAUGCAUAUGUUUGAAAUAAACAGAGAAAAUAAACUAGGCACACGUGGACAGUUAGCCACACGAUAUGGCGAAUUGUUAAAAGAAGUAUGGACAGCAACUACACGUUCAGUGGCACCACUUAAGCUUCGUAUAUGUGUUACCAAGCAUGCAUCCCAGUUUGCUGGUGGUGGUCAACAUGAUUCUCAAGAGUUGCUUGAAUGGUUCCUGGAUGCAUUGCAUGAAGACUUAAAUCGUGUAAUGGAUAAAACAUAUAGUGAAUUAAAGGAUUCAAAUGGACGCUCAGACAAAAUUGUUGCGGCGGAAGCAUGGGCUCAACACCAUGCACGUAAUCAAUCUAUUAUUAUUGAUUUAUUCUAUGGACAGCUUAAAUCAAAAGUAAGCUGUUUGGGUUGUGGAAAGGAAUCAGUGCGUUUUGAUCCAUUUAGUUUAUUGAGUUUACCCUUACCAGUAGAAAAUUUUAUCUACUUUGAAGUACUUGUAAUAUUAUUAGACGGAUCUGUGCCUAUCAAAUAUGGUUUGCGUUUAAAUUCCGAAUCAAAAUAUAUAGAACUGAAACGAAAACUUGCCACUUUGAGUUAUUUAAAUCCUAACUAUAUGCUUGUUUGUGAAAUUUGGAAUUCACAAAUAAGACAAAUACUUGCUGAUGAUCAAAAAAUAAAACCAGCUACCGCAAAAGAACUGUAUGUGUAUCAGUUACCGGAAGAGUGUAACUAUAGAUCACGUUCAAGUUCUACAUUGGGUAUAAGUAUUGAAAAAGGACUUAAGGAUAUACAACGAAGUUCUGCUCUUAUAAGUGGUCAAGAUUCCUUGAGUUCACUUAAUACUUCAUUUAACAAUAUAAAUCAAACUCAACCUACAAGCAAUUUUGCCUCACAGUAUAAAACGCAUAUGAGUUUUGAAGACGGUGCCAACGGUGCUACGUGUCAAUUAGAUGAUGAUGAAGAUGACGAAGAUGACGAACAAGUAUCAACGAAGGUAAGGAGGUGCUUUGGAAACACUAUGUGCAUGCCCCAGAAUUUAUUAUGCUUCAAGCAAACACCCGAUCUAAGUCGUAGUCCCGAAAACACUUUUGUAAGUGGGACACAGAAAAGCGUCUCAUCAGCAAAAUUAUUGCAUGGUGAAAGCGUUACAUGUUCCUCUUCAUUAACACAUCAUUCCGGUGAAAAUUCAAUGGAAAGUUCCACAACUGAAACGUUACCCAUUGAUCCUAUGGUAUCCAUGUGUGAUAAUGAUAAUCGAUUGAAUAAUGCAACUAGCAAACUGAAUUCAACUGAAUUUUCAAAUGAAAGCACGGAUUACAGUAAAAACUUUGGGCGAACGUAUAAAGAAAGUUCGUUCAGAGAUAACAGUGGUAACAGCAGCAUUGGUGUGAAUGAGAACGAAAUAAUACAAGGCCAAAUAAGCAAUAAUUGUAUACAAACUGAAAGCAUUUGUAAUGGAAUCUUCUCGCGCGUUCCAUCGCAACACUAUAAAGUAGGAAAGUAUUUGGUAGCAGUCCAUCGAAAAAUAACACGACAAGAUAGUUACUUUUUAUCGUAUCACAAAACGCGUCCAAGUCUUUUUGGUGUUCCUUUGUUGAUACCAAACAGUAAUGGCGGUACACAUAAGGAUUUGUAUUGCGCAGUGUGGCUACAAGUAAGCCGGUUAUUAAGUCCUUUGCCAGCUUCCACGGAUCAAGCAAAUCAUGCUGCUGAUUGUGAUGACAGCCUAGGUUACGAUUUUCCAUUUACGUUACGUGCUGUUAAAAAGGACGGUUUGACUUGCGCUUUAUGUGGUUGGUCUGACUUCUGUCGAGGCUGUGAAAUACCAUGCAAUAACGAUUACUUACUACAGGGUUUCGUUGUUUCGGGCAGUCCCAAUACAAGCAAUUCAUCAACUCCCAAAAUGACAUCUAAAUAUUCAUCUUUACCAAAUCUAGAAACUAGAAAGCAUCAGCCUGAAUACUUACCUUCAAUAUCUCACAACACUAAUUCAUCUUUGAAGACUAUUGACGAUUACACUAUAGCUAUUGAUUGGGAUCCAACGGCUUUACAUCUACGUUAUCAAAGUACUUUAGAGCGUUUGUGGUCAGAACAUGAAACGAUUUCAAUAUGCCGAAAAGAACAAAUAGAACCAGUUGAUUUGAAUCACUGUCUACGAGCAUUUACUUCGGAAGAGAAACUGGAACAAUGGUACCAUUGUGGCCACUGCAAAGGCAAAAAGCCGGCUACCAAAAAAUUACAAAUUUGGAAAUUGCCGCCUAUUCUAAUUGUGCAUUUGAAGCGAUUUAACUGUGUAAAUGGUAAAUGGGUUAAAUCUCAGAAAUCUGUACAUUUUCCCUUUGAUGAUUUUGAUCCAACACCGUAUUUGGCAUCGGUACCACAGGAAACUAUACUUCGACAUAAAGAACUACUAGAAUUAAGGCAACCCGAUGAAACUAUUGAAGAACUAGAAAUGACAAAUGAAGAUGCUAUACUGAAUGAAUAUGGAAAGGAACAACAAUCUACAAAUAAUACAAAUAAUGGAAAUAAUGUUUGUAAUGAGGCUGAAGUGAAUAUAUCAUUAGAUAAUGCGGUGGAAAUAAAAAAUCAAACCAAUUAUCAGCGUACUAAAUUAGAUAAUUGUAGUAAUGUUGUUACUAUCUCUGAAGAUGUGAAUGAAAUAAGGGAAUUUUCUGUUAAUAACGAUGGUUUAUUUGAUAAUUCCGAAAUGAACACCAACACACUACGGAAUAAAUGCUCUGGUGUAGAAAGAAGGAAAAGGCUUAUUUCGACAAGUCUUACUAAAACACCAAUAGUUGACGGUGAAUUUGAAGAUUUUCAUCAACAUAUGGUUAAAACGGCAAUAGAUAAAUUCGAUCCAAAAUAUAAACUUUAUGCUGUUGUUUCCCAUUCAGGUAUGCUUAAUGGUGGUCAUUAUGUAUCUUAUGCAGCUAAUCAAAAUGGUUCGUGGUAUUGUUAUAAUGAUAGCUCAUGUCGGGAAAUUACAAAUCAACCGACAAUAGAUCCUAGUUCCGCCUAUUUACUAUUUUAUGAACGAAAGGGUCUUGAUUAUGAACCUUAUUUGCCAAACUUCGAAGGAAAAAGCUUACCAAAUGGAGGCGUAAAUAUGGAUAUUGAUGAAACUGAGUCUGAUUUGAAAAAGCUUUGCAAUAUCUCUUAAAAAUAAUCAGCGCCGUUUGUUCUAGUUAUCGAUCGUGAUUAAACGUAUCGCUUUAAAAAUAUACCAACUAAUAAUUACGUUAUUAGGUUAUAUAUUAUUAUUUCCUUUUAAACUGUAAGUUUAAAAAAUUUACAUUAUUUCUGGGCAACAUACCAAAUUUAAUAAUUAUGGAAUUUAUUAUUAUUUAUUAUUAAGAUGCCGUUUUUGUUAUUUUAAGUAGUUACCAAUUGUUAAAUUGCAAGUGCAAUAAAAAAUAUUUUGUAUAUAUGUUUUGCUUUAAAUUAUAAUUGUUAUUUUGUGAAAUUUAUUUUUUGUUUAACAAAAUUUAAAAGCCUAAAAGUCAAGUAUAGAAAGGUAAAUUAAGUAAAAAUAAACUUUUAAUUGUAUAUAGCACUUUAUUAUUGAUACAGAAAAUUAUGUUAUACAAAAUAAAUUAAGUACAUUUUUCUGAGUUGAUAUUAUACAUAUUGUUUGCUGCAUAACGAAGUUGAUAUUUAAUAACGGUCUUAUAUUUAUUAAUAUGAUAUUGUAUAGUAUGUUUAUUGCUUUACGUGUAUUAUUGUGUCUUAUUCCAUUGUGUCAUUAUAUAUAUAUUUAUGUA